Molecule: messenger RNA, 996 nt
Organism: Balearica regulorum gibbericeps (East African grey crowned-crane)
Lineage: Eukaryota; Metazoa; Chordata; Aves; Gruiformes; Gruidae
Source: RefSeq, a predicted model, not a curated record
GUCCAGUAUCUGUUCAGAGUGUUCUGUAAGCUUCAGCCUGGUCUUCCUGUACUGGCACUCCAUGGCAAGCAGCAUCAGAUGAAGAGAAUGGAAGUCUACACUUGUUUUGUUCGGAAAAAGGCAGCGGUACUUUUUGCUACAGAUAUUGCAGCUCGUGGCCUGGAUUUUCCAGCAGUGAACUGGGUCAUUCAGUUUGACUGCCCAGAAGAUGCAAACACAUACAUCCACAGAGUGGGAAGAACAGCCAGAUACAAAGAAGGUGGUGAAGCUUUGUUAAUAUUGCUUCCCUCAGAAGAAAAAGGCAUGGUGGAACAGCUGGCACAGAGGAAGGUACCUGUCAGUGAAAUCAAAAUUAAUCCUGAAAAACUUACAGACAUCCAAAAGAGGAUGCAAGCUUUCUUAGCUCAAGAUCAGGAGUUAAAAGACAAAGCUCAAAGGUGUUUUGUAUCCUACUUGCGUUCAGUUUACUUGAUGAAGAAUAAGGAAGUAUUUGAUGUUUUCAAAUUGCCUCUAGCAGAAUAUGCCCUAUCACUUGGUCUUGCAAUGGCACCUCGAGUGAGAUUUCUUCAAAAAGUUCAGAAACAGAUGUGUGCGAAUGAGGCAGCUGAUGGGAUGGAUAUGUUGAAGCAGACAGAGCAAAAUAAGAAUACCAUCUCCUUAACAGACAAUGAAGGAGUGAAGAAAUGCGGAACUAAUUUCAGUGGAAAGGUGUCUGUUACCAAAACAAAGGAAAAGGAGAAAAGGAGAGAGACUGAGGAAUGUUCUGCUUCCAGUGAAGGUGCUGAGGAGAGUGGUGAGUCUGAGGAUGAAUUGCAGGAGGUUUCUGAGGAGGAGGAGGAAAAAGAAAUUCCUGUACCAAGCAGGGUUCCAAAGCCAGACUCCACACAGUUCUUUGAAGAUGAUGAUGAUGACGAUGAUGAUACUAAAGAUCUUGAUUUGCUGACAGUGAAACGACGGAAUGUUUUUGGUCUGGAAGCUAAAGAUAAUCCAGCACCG